Messenger RNA from Tetranychus urticae (two-spotted spider mite), 2845 nucleotides. Its product is annotated as AP-5 complex subunit beta-1. NCBI's taxonomy places the organism in Eukaryota, Metazoa, Arthropoda, Arachnida, Trombidiformes, Tetranychidae. Gene Ontology annotation, cellular component: AP-type membrane coat adaptor complex; lysosomal membrane. The record is from RefSeq and is a predicted model, not a curated record. Gene Ontology annotation, biological process: endosomal transport.
UGGCUGCAGUUAAAUGGCUAUCAGGUGAGCCUAAGUUAUCAAAACAAAUUACACUGAAGAGUUACUGCAGUUACAAAGAUGUCAGUUAAUUUUUUAUAACCUGUUCACUUGAAUUUCUCUUUUGUUCGUUUGGCCUCUGAUGUUUUCAGAUUAUCCUUCAUGAGGACGUUCAACAGAUACCAGUUUCAGUUUCCCUCAUUUUGACAGCUGUUCAGGAAUCAAUAAUACCAUCGAAAUCAAUGUGAUGGAUUUUCGCCGUCAUUCGAUCCAAUCUUUGAAAUCUUUGAAAUCAGUUAAAUCAAUCAAAUCUUCAAAAGAAGCAUCAAACUUAUCCAAAUGUCUUCUAGCUGGUAAGAAUUGGUUUGAUACUUAUCUGGCCUACCAAAAAUCAUUGCUACCCGUUGAUGAAUCUACAUUUAUUCUUGACAUAUUACGUGAUUUGUUUGAUGGGGAGGUGAAUGACUCAAUUAAAUUACACCUUCUAUCACUUUUGGAACAAUACUUCUGGCUAGUCUCAGAUGUUGAAAAGCUAGAACAAACUAUCGGAUCAUUGAUAAAUGUAUUUCAAUCUAGUAAAUCCAGUGACAGUGUUAAAUGUAGAUAUCUUUAUACCUGUACCGUUUUAUGGACAUGUCAAAUCGAGCUUGUUAAUGACUCUCUUGAAGGUUUGCUAAAAAGUUUUACCAAAACAUUGGUAAAUCUGUUAAAUGGUAAAGACAACAAAAAUUUGUCAAAUGCUGCGUGCCAAUGUCUGAUUCAAUUGGAAGAAACUAGACCGGGAAUUAUCUUCAGAAAUGUUCCAGAUGCUACUAUUCCUCGAAUCCAUCCAACUUUGUUGUGCCUGUUAUUGAAAAAUGGUUCUCAAUUUGAUCCAACUAUAGUUAAGCAACUUAUUGGUAGUCUGCCUCGAUAUAACACGGAUCCUUACCGCCUACAUAUAAUAUUAAAUUAUCUAUCGGAUUUAAUGGAAAGCAAGAAACAAGCAACUCUGACUCCAUUAGUUUUCAAACAGUUUCUGCCAUUCUUCAUUCAUUCAACUGAGGCAUUCCAUCUUCAUUUUUCUCUUCUACUAUUACGAUCCUUUGGUCUUGAACUUUUCUCAACAAACGAGGAACUUGGAUUACUACAUCGUCUAAUCAGCUUGUGCACUCACCCAUCUUUAAUUAUUGCUCAUCGACUUCUAUUCCUUGAUUUUGCCAAAUCUUUAUUGCCAAUCUUAAAAUCAUCUCAUCUUGCUGAUCCCCAUUUAUUCGCAUUGGGUCCAUUUGACGGUCCUGAUACUCAAGAGAAGAAACUCAUGAUUCUUUGUCAAACAGAAAUUUCAGAUAGUGAUUUGAUUACAUACUUGAAAACAAUUGAAUCUAUCAGCAUUAGCCAAUCUAAUCGCAGAGCAACCAAUGCACUCUAUCGUCAACUACACUUCUUCUUGACUGUUCGACCAGGAUUACAAAAUGAAAUUGAACCUCUUCUUAUCUCGAUGAUGAUGGCCUCUCCUUCAUUGCAUAUCCCAUAUGGUUUGUGCCUUCUUGAUCGACAACCUGCUCUUUCAGCCCGUGUUUCAUCCUCUCUUGUUCACAAGCUAUUGAAUAUGACAAAUUUGGUUGGAGAUGAAAAUAAAUCUCGUUUGAAAGAAUAUUUUCUUGCGAUAAAAUGGAUCUUGAAGCAACCAAGAAAAUUGUUGGACUCUGACAAAAUGCUUGAUACUUUAAAUUUUUGUUAUGAUGCAGCGAAACAAUUUCCUCACCUAUGCAAAGACCUGCUAUCCAUUAUUGCAGUUGUUAUCCGGCACCAGACUAUUGAUGAUAAGCUGAAAAGUUUACUUAAUGAGAUACUCGACAUGUUAAUGAAAAACAAAAAUCGUGUUACUAUAUCAAGUUGGUCUCAAAUUUACUCAAUUGCUUUAAACACCUUGCCAAAUCAAGAGAAUCUGAGAAAAGUUUUCUGUGAAGAAAUUUCUGACGAUGACAACCUUCCUUUAGUAGUUGUUGAUCCUAAAUCAAAUUCAAUUCCAUUGACAGUCCAUGAGAUUAAAUGUACAUUGGAACCUGUUGAGGUGGACUGUGAAUUUUUAGCAAUUCCUUAUACUCUAAAAGUUUCAUUUAACAGUGGAACCAUGGACGAAGAUAUUAUGUCAAAAUUAUUUGGUAUUGAGCUUAGAUUAUCCUGUCCUAUUCAAGAGAUUGACACUGUGAUCAAUAUCCCUUGCCUUGGAAAAGAUGAUUUUAAAGUCUUUCAGCUUAAACUAUCUCCAAUUCGUGUAAAACCAUUUACUUUAAAUUUGGACCUUCGUUUUGGUGAUAUCAAUGGCGUCACAUAUUGUUGCCCACAAUUUACCAGCGAAUUUUUUUCAUUUGAUCGUUUUAUGAUUCCCGUCAGGUGCUCAGAAGCUCAGUUUGACAAACAAUGGAAUUUUUUGAUAAAGCAAGUGCAGUGCCAUCUUACUGUCCAAUGUUUUCGCAAUUACAGCGGUCUUGAUCAAUUCUUGAAUGACCAUGAAAAUUUUAAAAGCUAUGAAAUUGCACCCGGUAAAUUUGUGAUUGGAGUUGUUCCAAACAAGAUGUUACUAAUCCGAUCAAUUGUUGUCAAUGGAAAUCUUAACUUUCGUAUGCUCACUAAUUUGGACAAAAUUUUAAAAUAUUUGUAUUAUCAGUUCAAACAGAACAAUUAGAAGAGAAAAUAUGAAUGUUAUGCAAAAAAAUACAAAUAUAUCACAAAUUGCAUCCAAAUAAUUGCACUAUCAAAUCAUCAUUCGAAUUGUAAAUUUUCUAUUUUAUAUUGUUAAUGUUUACUUUGUCUCAUCUUUAUCAAGGUUUUAUACAUUAAAUUUGUCUAUCGUUAAAGCAAA